AUGGGAUUAAUAAUUUCAAAAAUCCAUAAACAUGGACCAAACAGUGCCAAGAUUUUCAAAGUCAACAAUAUUGAUCUAGAAAAAGAGCGAACAACUUUACGACAUGAUAUUGUUCGUGUUAUUUUUAAAGGAAACUUUUCAUCACCCGUAUAUGAUUUAUUAAAUCAGGGUGCUUGGAUUUGCGAAAUGUCUUCAGAUUUUCCUCAAUGUGAAUUUGUUGGAACGGAAAUUGUCGAUAAGAUGCUUCCACAAAUAAAGCCCUCAAAAGUUUCAAUUGUUAAGGCAAAUAUUUUGGAAGGAUUGCCUUUACCAGAUAAGCAUUUUGAUUUUGUGAAUAUCCGAAAUCUUCUUUAUGAUUUCACAGAGUCAGAAUGGGUGAAUUUAGUAAUUCCAGAAUGUAUUAGGGUGCUAAAUAAUGGUGGAUGGAUUGAAAUUUCAGAUUCUGAAUUAAGUGUUCAAAACUGUGGACCAGAAACGCUCAGAGUAACAAGUAAAAAAUCCAAACACAUAAACCCUUUUAUCGUUUAUCGAAUUGAAGAAUUCAUGAAUUCCAGGCAAGAACUUCAUAGAAUUGAGCAUAUUUCAAGACCGUUUCAACUUGGCGUUUGGAAAAAUUCUCUGAAGGAUCCAUGUGCAAGAUAUAGUAAAGAGACUUUCGACGUGCUGGCAAAGUUUGCUGGCUCUAAAUCUGACAUCGAUGCCGUAACCAUAACUUGUAUGAACGAAUGUACCCUAAAUAGAUCUUACUUUAAUGUCUAUAGAUUUUAUGGACAAAGGUUAUAG
Dentiscutata erythropus is the source of this 783-nucleotide messenger RNA. The record is from the annotation of a GenBank genome assembly. NCBI's taxonomy places the organism in Eukaryota, Fungi, Glomeromycota, Glomeromycetes, Diversisporales, Gigasporaceae.